Corythoichthys intestinalis (scribbled pipefish) is the source of this 5870-nucleotide messenger RNA. RefSeq names its product pipecolic acid oxidase (gene pipox). The record is from RefSeq and is a predicted model, not a curated record. The coding region runs from base 101 to 1267 and encodes 388 amino acids. Gene Ontology annotation, molecular function: sarcosine oxidase activity; flavin adenine dinucleotide binding; L-pipecolate oxidase activity. Gene Ontology annotation, cellular component: peroxisome. The transcript is spliced from 8 exons. Lineage: Eukaryota; Metazoa; Chordata; Actinopteri; Syngnathiformes; Syngnathidae.
GAAGAGGAGGAGUAGAAGUACUCACACGUUUAGACUUUGUCAACUACAAAUCGUCGCUUGAGUGUUGCAUUGCAGUAAAAGUACACAGUAUUUAUCCACUAUGUCGACGCCUGAGGUUUAUGAUUACAUUGUCAUCGGAGCUGGCGUCCAAGGCUCUUUCACUGCAUAUCAGCUCGUCAAAAAGAAACAGAAAACUCUCCUUCUUGAGCAGUUUACUCUACCCCACACUCGAGGGAGCUCUCAUGGCCAAACCCGUAUUAUCCGUAAGGCUUAUGAUCAAGACUUCUACACACACAUGAUGGAUGAAUGCUAUAAACUUUGGGCUGAGCUGGAGAAGGAGGCUGGUGUCAAACUGUACAGACGGACAGGACUUCUGGUGAUGGGACCAGAGAACAGUCAGAGCUACCUUAGUUACAAGAGCACCUUGGAGAAGAACAAAAUUCCAAUGGUUGUUCUUAGUCCUGACAACUUCAAUCAGCACAUUCCUAAUGUCAUCUUGGCUGAUGGAGAUGGUGCUUUAGUGGAUACCACUGCUGGAGUGUUGUACGCUGAUCGGGCGCUCAAGGCUGUACAGGGUCAGUUUCAGAAGUUGGGCGGUGUCAUUAAAGAUCAAGAGAAGGUCAUAAACAUCAAAACUGGCCAGAUUGUGACUGUGUCAACGGUUGCCGGUGUUUAUCAAGCCAAGGGUCUUGUGAUCACUGCGGGACCUUGGGCUAAUAGAUUACUGGCACACGUUGACCUACAUCUACCACUUGAGGUGGUGAGAAUCAACGUGUGCUAUUGGAAAGAGAAGAUACCUGAUUCAUACAAUGUGAAGAAACGUUUUCCCUGUUUCAUUUUGACUGAAGGAGAGGAAGCCAAAGACCAUAUUUACGGCCUGCCUUCCAACGAAUACCCUGGUCUGAUGAAGAUUUGCUACCAUAACGGCAGUAAGACUGAUCCGGACCAAAGAGACAUGCAGACUGACGCAUCUGACAUUGACAUCCUUCGACGUUACAUCGCCCGCUGUUUUAAGGGGCUGAUCCCUGAGCCUUCCUUGGUCGAGAGCUGCAUGUAUACACUUACUCCUGACCAUCAUUUUGUGCUUGACCGCCACCCUGUACAUGGCAAUAUUGUGAUUGGCGCAGGAUUCUCAGGUCAUGGCUUCAAGUUUGGGCCCGUCGUUGGGAAGCUGCUCUGCGAGCUAAUCCUUGGAGAAGUGCCCUCCUAUGACCUUUCACCUUUCCGAAUUAGCCGCUUCCAGACCAAGCGCCAAUCAUCUUUGUAGAACUCAACAAUACCUUGUGAUUUGAAGUUUCAUUUUCAAUAUUCAUGAUGAUGACAGUUAUUGUUAUCAUUAAUUGUGGAGCACUUUCCAAUUGAAAAGACCAGAUUGACAGUAGUUUAAGCGCUUGCUGCAAUACUGGAAUGAUAGUAGUUUUAAAGAUAUACAGUCAUGUGAAAAAAUUAAGACACCCCAUGAAAUUCUCAGUUCUAUAUUAAGAAAUGUUCACAUAUCAAUGUCUGAUCUUGUUUUUCUUUAUCUCUGGAAAAGAAAGUGAUUUAAUUGGGAGUAAACAACAAAAACUGACAUUGUUUUACUCAAUAAACCAAAUAUAUCAACAGAAAUGCAUAUUCUAACAGGAAAAAGUGAGAACACUGUACCAUCUAACAGGUAGUGUUACUCCCUUUGGCUGAAAUAACUCCAGUGUGGUGCUUUUUGUAGCAAUCUACCAGUCUUUGACAUCAGUCUGAAGAAAGUUUGCCCCACUUCUCAACGCAGAAUACUUUCAGCUGUGAGAUGUUUAAGGAGUUUCUUGGAUGUACAGCCCGUUUCAAGUCACUCCAAAGGAUCUCAAUGGGAUUAAGAGCUGGGCUUUGACUUGGCCAUUCCAGUACUCUCCAUUUCUUCCUUUUCAGUCAGUCCUUGGUGGAUUUACUGGUAUGCUUAGGGUCAUUGUCAUAUUGCAGGGUCCAGUUUCGCUUCAGCUUUAAUUUUUUUCACCAACGAUCUCACAUGUUCCUCAAGCACCCUAUGAUACAUGAUAGAAUUCAUGGUGGAUUCUAGGAUGGUGAACUGGCCAGGUCCUGCUUUAGCAAAGCAUGCCCAAACCAUGACACUUCCACCUCCCUGCUUGACAGUUGGUAUGAGGUUCUUUUCCUAGCCAAACAUGGACACCAGAACGGAGGACAAAUAAUUAAAUUUUAGAUUCAUAUGUCCAACAAACAUUAUUCCAGAAGUCCUGGUCUUUGUCUACAUUCACUCUUGUAAACUUCAGUCUGGCCUUCAUGUUCUUCUUGGAGAGCAAAGGCACACCUCCCAUGAAGGUUAAACUUGUGAAGUCUCUUUCUGAUUGUAGAGGCAUGCACUUUUACAUCAAAAGUAGCAAGAGCCUGCGGUAGGUCCCGUGAUGACAUUUUGGGGUUUUUGGUGACUUCUUUUAGCAUCUUCCGGUUUGCUCUCGGGGUGAACUUGCUGGGACGGCCAGACCCGGGCAUGUUGGCAGUUGUUUUGCAUGUCCUCCACAUUUUCUGGACAGUAGAAUGGCUGAUUUUAUAUUCUAUUGAGAUCUUUUGAAAUCCCUUACCAGACUCCUAAGCGUCUACAAUCUUCUUUAUGGAGGCCUCAGACAGCUCCUUUGAUCUCAUCAUGGUGUUUUCUCUCACUUCAACACUCAGGGGUACACCAAACUAAACUGGAGGUUUAAAUAAGGCAAGUAUCCUUCACAACACUGGAUAAUGAUGUUCUAACAAUAUGCACCUGUUAUGAUACCCCUGUGUGUGAUUUUAGCCAUUUUAAGUGGCAUUGAAUGUGGAGGUGGAGGUUUCCUCAACAGAAAUUGUAUUUAUUUAAAAUGACAUUUUACAGAAAGUUAUAAAAAAAAUAUUUUUUUCAGUUUUGUUUAGUCGUUUAGUUUUAUGACUUGAGUCUCUCAAGAUUGUUAAAAUUGAUAUUAAAUAUCCACAUGACCAAAUAUGUUAGAAAACACUGGCUUCCAUAGGGUGUCCUAGUUUUUUCACAUGACUGUGAUUCUAGUUAUAACAAUAUAUUUUAGCCUUGUAAGCUAUGACAAAAUUACUGAGUAUCACAAAAAUAUUUUUGAUGUGGAAAAACUACGCAAGCCUAUUACCCAGAAUAUUGUUUUGAUCGCUUCUUCAGUCGUUAUGCAGGUCAGGUCCUAAUUUGUCAACCCAACACUAAACAAAAGACUUGUGUAAAACAGUCCAGUAGAGACUGGAACAUGCAUUAGAUGCACUUUUCCAUCCGCCCCAACAAAAAAGUUGAUGUUUUAAAAGACUAAUGUAAGAGAAGGUUGACUACCAAUUAAAUCAUUUGCAUAGUGAAUAGUUUCAUAAUUCAAAAUAUCAGUGAAACCCCCCGCAGUGUAAUAAAAAACAGCCCAAAUGACAACUUCCCGUUCAAGAUAAGAACUCCAUGGAUAUUAUGAACAGCAAAAAAAAAAAAAAACAAGCAUAAACAGUUGAGAGGCACAUUGCAGAGGAAACAUUGCUGUUUCGCCGAUUAGCAUCAUGGGAGAUUUAGUUCUAGAACACAGUAAUUAACGAUGUGUUUAUUAAAUGUCAAAAUGCAUUUUGGUCAAUAGAAAUCACUGUCAAAGUAUAACUUUGGCAAUGUUUUCCAGAGGCGAUUUGAAGUGCAUUUUGGGUAAAAUGUUUCUAUUGAAAUUGGUAUCAAAAGCAGAAGCAAAUCCACCUAUAACAAAGAAUUGAUUCGAAACUAGCCAGAACACACAGCUAUACAAAAAAUAUAUAAAAGCGCAUCUAUAGCAUUUCAAUCCCUUUCAGGGACAGUGGUCAAUAUUCGUAAGUUAAAACUUGAAGACCUUUAACCCUAUAUAGGGCAAGAGACUAUUUUAGUCAUUUGAAAAGACUUAAAAAGUCAUUAUUAUAUUUUCUAAUUAUGAAUAAUUAUAUAUAUAUAAAUAUAUAUAAAAAUAUAUAUAUGGUGGGACAAGACUGAAAAAGCAGUUUCUGCUCUUGCACUCCUCUUACAAAGAAACUGCUGUAUUUUAAGCCAAAACAACCGUUAUGUUUGAUAGAACAAUAUGUCUAUAUGCUGCCAUAGCAGAUUCAUGGCGCAUUAAGCACCCAAACUAGUUUUAAUUUGUCCGUUUUACCCCAGAAACCCCUUUACAGACGUCGCGCAACCGCUUUUAUUUCAACCUAGCCAUAAAACGAAGGUAAUUAAUUAUAUUAUUCAAAAUGUCUGUCAUUUUUAGCUUAGAGUCAUUAAUUGAUGUCUAAUAUUUCUUUAAAAAAAAAAAAAAAAAAAAAUUUAAAAAAUUUAUUCACUUGCAAUUUUUAAACUUUUAAACGAUUUUCGUCACAAUGAAAAAAAUGGUAUCUAUAAAAAAGUCACGGAUAUCUACCACAUAACUAUCGCUUAAUUGUAUUUUUUUUUUGUUACUGUUGCAUUUUCUCCGAAAUGUUAGAUGAUAAAUAAUCGAUCCAAACAAAGAAAAAUUGAAAAAAAAGUUUUAAAGGACAAAUAGAUGAAAAAGAAAAUCUUAACCACUCCUUGAUGUCUGCGAUUUCUGGAUCGCAACCCUUGUUAUAUGUAAACAUGUUUCACCCAUAAAGUCCCCCAAAAAUCCAGGUGUGGCCAUAUACAGCUUUGUCUUGACACAUGCUACAUGGAGUUUUUGGAUCGAAACAAGGUAAGUACGCGAUAAUAUCUCAUUAAAGUCAUGGCGUCUGUAAUUCUGCUGGGUUUUGCUGUUUAAAAAUUAAAAAUGCCCUCCUGUUUAAAAUGUUUCUUUCCCCAGAAAAUUGAGAUUUUAAGCAUCAUACAUGCAUAUUGGACAAUUUUGAAAUUUGGCCAAAUUGUGGGUCUCAGAGUGGAACUUUCAAGUCACUUGAGUGUUUUCCGCCAUAUAUAUAUUUUUAAAGUUAUAAAUAAGUCCAAAUUAAUUGGGAUUGGUCCCUGUAAGUUGAUGCUUUGAAAGGGUUAAAAAAAAAAAAAAAAAAAAAGUAAAUCCUCACUUGUCCAUGAAAGGGUCAUUUUUAGAAUGAUUUUGUUGAAUGGCGUACUGCAUGCAGGCUAUUUUUAGAUCGUGACGUCGCAUCGUAAAGCGUAAGAAAAGCAGAAGUGGGACAUUAUAGACCCACCCUCGCAUAGAAAGAACGUAAUUAGUGCUACUUCUCUCUGGUAAUCUUUCAAAAACGAACAUGCCGAUCACGCGUUGCUUUAUUGAAACUUGUAGAAACGACUCUAGACAUUACGACACAUGAAGGAUGUUUUCUUCAUAAGUUUCCUGAAACCAAAAACUCGGGAGGAAAAUGUGAAGACCGAAUCAACUUGCGCGGACUUUAACACCAGCUUGGCGAAUCCAUUCAUGUUUCAUAUGCAGUAAACAUUAUGUUGAGUUGGCAUGGUCUUUCAGAGGACAAAGAGGUAUUUUUUUAUUUUUAUAUUUUUAACUUAUUUUUUUAGCGUAACGUUGUGCCCUACUGCGUCUGUCUGACAAUGAAUGACGUGAAAAGAAUUACAAUAGUAUCUGACUGCCACUGUUACCGUUUGUUAUAUAUAAAAAGAAAAAAAAAACUUUAGUAAGUGGGAAGUGUAAACAAAUUAUAGGAUUAAGAUGUGUUAUCAAUGAAAAAAUUAAAAGUGUUCGUUGGCUGUCACUGAGUAGCAUUUACGAUCGCUACACAAAGCUAACUAAAUUACCCCCAAGAACGGUUUGAGACGUAGGACAACCAGAGGAUAUAUAAGAAAGACAGGGCUGAUGGUAAAGGAUACCUUGUUGAAACAGGCGAAUGUCAUUGUCAGUCGCGUCGAUAAAAAAGCUAAAGCUAUGCUUAGGUCAGCUCGUGUUUUUCCCGUCUUUUUCAGCCUUCGACACUCAAGCCAUCUCUUUAACUGAACA